CUAAUCCAAUGUUUAGGUAGCACACGCAGAGCGAUUCAGUAGCAAAGGUGUGCACACAUAUAUAUCCCAUCUCUAGUCGCCAUCAUUGGAACAGUUCUAGAGGAGAACUUGAGCAGACGGCUACUUUCAUUGAACGUUUCAGCUCGAAAAACAGAAAUGACCGCUGUCUGACACUUCUGCUUUAACUCCAGGUUUGUGGACAACAAUGCAGUUUACGACGAUGCAAGGCUCUUGCUUCCAGGCCGCUCCCCCAGCCCAGUACCAGUCCUCCCUCUACCGCCCGACGGACAUGUUUGAUCCCGCCAUGAAGCUCCCACACAGCCCCGAGCUCGGCGACGCAUUCAGCAGCUGUCUCGGAAUGAGCCGAGCUCCUCCGAGUUACUCGGAGUCCACGAUGAUCUGUGCUGCCUCCCCGCCAUUGCAGCCCAUUCCAAACUCUAGCACGUCUUAUUAUAAGCUGGGAGGAGGCGGCGGCUGGAACGAUUUCAACGUGUUCGGGACAAAUUCUCCUGUGCUUUCAGAUCAAAAACAAUCCUAUUAUGCAGACUCGAAACCUGUGACUGGAAUACAGGGCUACGGGAGUGAGGUCUCUGUCGAACAGACGCAUAUCCUCAGCAAUCCUGCACCGCCAGAAAUGAAGGCAGACGACUGCAAGCACGAGAAUUCCACUGCAGACGAACAGAACAGCGUAGCAGACGACACCCCGCAAGUGACGUCGACUGAGAAAAAUGGAGGCGACAUUGCGACGUCUGCUGUGGUUUCCAACGAAGGGAACGCGGGGAACGCCGAAGAGGAAGCUCUGCAAUCUCUGGACAAACCAGAGGAGAAGACUAAAGAACAACCCUCAGACCAAAAGCCGCCCCUGUCGUACAUCGCCCUUAUUGCCAAAUCAAUUUUAGAAAGCGCGGAAAAGAGGCUAAGCCUGGGCUCCAUUUAUAACUGGAUUGAGAAACAUUUCCCUUAUUUUAAAAACCGGGGUCAGGGGUGGAGAAACAGCGUCCGCCAUAACCUCUCCCUAAACGACUGUUUUAUUAAAGCGGGACGCUGUGAGGAUGGCAAAGGCAACUACUGGAGCAUCCACCCGGCCAACCUCCAGGACUUCAUGCGCGGAGACUUUCGUCAGAGGCGCCGUUCCCGUCGCCGCGGGAGAAAAAAGGACUGCGAGUUCGCCAUGCAUAACGGUUACAUGGGCGGUCCAGGCGCUCCCCUCUCUCCGUCCGUCUCCUUCAACCCGGCAGCCGCUCUCAGCUCCAUCUACUCCCCGUACACGGAGGCCGAGCGGCGUGCAUACCGGCUGGACGAGGUCCUCUUGAGGCAAAGUAUGAACAACCCUUUCAUGAAGUGGUACCACAACGGCGUCAACAACACAGGGUAUUCCAACACGUGCUCUUUGAACAACGCGCCCCCUCCGCCGCCCCCCUCCUGUAACUCCGGGAUGUACAACCCUCCGCCGCCGUGUAAUAACCAGUGGCAGACCCCCAGCUACGCGGACACCAACUCCCAGUCGCUGUACCCCCUGGGGUCGUCAUUCUCCAGGUUUGUUAAAUAACGCUGUCUCAGGCUGCCGCUUUUACUUUGUUGAGUGUUCAGAACUGUUGCUCUUUUAAGAAGACUCACAUCUUGUUAUUUACCUAUCUUCUAACAUAUAUUGUAUGAUAAAAUAGGUGUUUUGUGCUUCUAGGGACUGCUUUGCAAAUGAUAUUCAGUCAUAAAAUUUUUGAACCAUAAAAUUUGAUCUUCUUAAAAUUUGAGCGAAUCGAUGCUAGUCUAUAUGAAGAAGGAUCUUUGGACAUUUUGAUAAAAAUAGAGAAUAUUCAAUUUAAUUAUAAUUGAUUUAAUGUAAGGCAUAAAUUUGCCUUAUUUUAGUUGAUUUGACCGAGUAGUUUUAAUAUUCCAGGUUAGGCCCGUGCCUAAUCUUGACUUUUUGAUUUUUUUUUCUUUUAUAAAAUUGUCCCUUCUUCAAUGUGCUUUCAGUCAGGAACGACAUUUGUCUGUUAGGUCUGUCAAAUAUGUGUGUUGAAAGUGAUUUUGUUGUCUGCUCGUUCUGUGAGUCUGCGCCGUUUGCUUUAUUAUUUCAGAAAUAAGCGUUUUGCAUGUUAUAAAAGGCGAUGUAGUGCGACUACUCGCAGUUUCUUCUCUUUAAAACAUUACAAAACGUGCAUCAUGUGACCGAAAAUAAAUUAAAAUUUUUAUUUGGAUAUUUUUUGCCGAAAUAGUUCGACGGAUCACUUGAUAAAAAAAUGUCAAAACGUAGACAUAAAGUAUUUCUGAUAAAAAAGAUAUGUUUUCAAAAGACAUAGUAACUUUGUACCUCACAUUCUCUGUAAUAAUUUCUUAUUUUGGCAAUGCAUUCUACAACUAAUCAUUUGUAUCAAUUCAAAAAAAGUAUUUUUAGAAAUUAUUAGCUUGUCAUUUGCAGAACGGCAAAGAUUUUAGUUUCUAGUCAUCUAAAAACGUGUAACUUACAAUGUCUCACUAUUGUCCAAAGAUAAGUAGCCCAUGUGAACUCAGAGCUCGAUAUAAAUAAUCUGCAUUACCAGUGCCUUGAGUGGACGUGUCUUAAUUACUGAAGUGAAUUGUUUGUUGUAUAUUUUUAAAAUUUUAUUUAAGAGAACGCCUUAUCAUUCUCCGUCCUUUAAACAUUUUUCUAAGUUUGUAAAGAAUAUUAUUAUUAUUAUUAUUAUUAUUAUUAUUAUUAUUAUUAUUAUUAUUAUUAUUAUUAUUAUUAUAGCUGUAUGACGAAAACGAAACAUUGUCACAAAGAAAUGUUGAACAAAUAAAACUGUCAGAGACACGGUGGCAAAUAUUGAUGUGAAUCUAAAUUGAUACCGUAUUAAUGAACGCAGGUGUAUUUGAUUGCACCACAGAUAAUUCUUGUAAAUUUUUUUAAAGAAAUGAUUUUAUUAAUUGACUAUAUGUAGACACUAUAUCCUGGUUUUUUGUUGAUAAAAGUGCUUUCUUCUCUAUUUUAAAACUUGUAGUUUAAUUGGGUAACUAACAGGGUUAAUUUUUAGUUUUCUUUCUGAGAAGUAGUAACCUUCAGUAACAAUGUCGUUCCCAGUAAACAUAUAACGUUACCAUAACGUUUCCAUGGCGUUAAUAUAACAAUAAAACGUUAUGGUAGCGUUAUAAUAACGCUCUGUGUUUCCUGGGUUACCAAGUCGUCCCGGGAGGUCGUGCAAUACGCGUAUAACAAAUUAUAACUUGAUAAACAUUAUUAUGAGAGCCAUUUUACUUGGAUGAUUCAAAUUCUAUUGUUCCGUAAAUGUCGAUUUGAUUUUCCAAAAAAAAGUAUAUGAUUACGUUUGUGAUUUUGUAAUUAUGCACAGCUUAGUUGUAUAAGUCAACUGUUAAGUUACGUUUGAUUAGAACUAAAAUAGAAUGAGUAUCGUAGAUACUUAAUUUUGACGUAAUGUUUUAGAAAGGUUCUGAAUUCGAUAUAUUGAAGAGUGGUAUUUUAUAAAAAUAUUAUUUUCUUUUUAUACUUGCCUGUAUGAAAAUACCGCUAAAAUCGGCGCUAGCCGCCCUAGUGCAUACUUGUACAUCAAUGCAAACAUGCAUA
Molecule: messenger RNA, 3562 nt
Organism: Lingula anatina
Lineage: Eukaryota; Metazoa; Brachiopoda; Lingulata; Lingulida; Lingulidae
Biological process (GO): anatomical structure morphogenesis; regulation of transcription by RNA polymerase II; cell differentiation
Molecular function (GO): RNA polymerase II cis-regulatory region sequence-specific DNA binding; DNA-binding transcription factor activity, RNA polymerase II-specific
Source: RefSeq, a predicted model, not a curated record